Molecule: messenger RNA, 450 nt
Organism: Trichoderma aggressivum f. europaeum
Lineage: Eukaryota; Fungi; Ascomycota; Sordariomycetes; Hypocreales; Hypocreaceae
Exons: 1
Coding region: 1-450 (149 amino acids)
Source: RefSeq, a predicted model, not a curated record
AUGCCUGAUGGGAGCAGGCUCAUGAUGGCCACAUUGUCCGUUUACCGAAGCUAUAUUCGCCAACUCGCUCAACUAAACCAUCACCCAACUGGGAUGCAUAAGAGCAUCUUUGAUCUAUGCCGCAAGGCCAAAAAGGAGCAGAGAGAGCUUAGCAUCCCCGAAUGCAAAGCAGCGCUGUCCGAGAUUCUCAAGUCCUAUCCACGAACUACCUUGGUACUCGAUGCUCUUGACGAAUGCGAAGUAGAUGCUCGGAAAGAAAUUAUUCUUGUUCUGCGCAGUCUUGUUACGGAUGCCGAGCGCCCAGUCAAGGUAUAUAUCGCAAGUCGCAGAGAACCCGACAUUGAAAGAAAUCUGGGUUCUGAAAAUUUGAUCGAAAUUGGCACCUCCAAUAACAAGUAUGAUAUCGAAAAGUACAUUGAACAAGAGAUAACUCAGUUUGGUGAAGAAUGA